This is a messenger RNA of Oncorhynchus kisutch (coho salmon), 5534 nucleotides long. RefSeq names its product IKAROS family zinc finger 2 (gene ikzf2). The transcript is spliced from 8 exons. Bases 498 to 2087 code for a protein of 529 amino acids. The record is from RefSeq and is a predicted model, not a curated record. NCBI's taxonomy places the organism in Eukaryota, Metazoa, Chordata, Actinopteri, Salmoniformes, Salmonidae. Gene Ontology annotation, biological process: regulation of transcription by RNA polymerase II. Gene Ontology annotation, molecular function: DNA-binding transcription factor activity; RNA polymerase II cis-regulatory region sequence-specific DNA binding.
UAUUUAAUUUAGUCUAAAAACAAGUUGAGUCUUCGACCUUAUUGCUGAUGUAGUAAAAACAACAUCCAGCGAUACACAGUCUAUAAAUGUUGACGUGUCCAUAUUUAGGCUUAUGAAGGUGUACUUCAUAGAACACUGUAGGAUACAGGGAAGGUGUGUGCGGGGGUCACGUUUGAGGUGGAAAAGUUGACGGUUUAGUUCGGCACAGAGGAAGUAACCACCAAAGCUACUUAUUGAGGAGUGCGCUGCUCUGUUCCUAAACUUUAUUCAGGUUGUAUGCGGGACAGGACAGUGUUAUACUCAACUGAAGUUUUUUGGGAGGGCAUCCCACUUUUUUUGGAGGAGAGUUUCCCUUCAUUUUUUUGUUUGUUAUUGUCUAUCAAAAACAUAUUAGGCUACUGAGCAUUUGCAUUUGAAUUUUAAGAGGUGCAGCUUCCGCUGACGAAGAUCACUGAUUAUCACUUGAACAGGGGAGACACAAAAGCUCUCCACCAACUAUGGAAACAGAAGCAACUGAUGGAUAUUCUGCAAGUAAUGGAGACUGCUCUCCCAGGAAGACAGAGAACUCUAGAAUGUUGGUGGACCUGUCGGCAAACACACCCAAUGCACAGCAGCCCCAGGGUCCUUAUUCACCGACUGAACACACCAUCAAACAAGAAGAAGAGACAGAAGAUGAAAGGGACAGGAGGACCACAGCUGAGGAUAUGGGACGAAGUGGGGAAGAGGAAUCGGGAUUGGAAGAGCCCAUAAUUGACAGCCCAAACAACCUACAGGAUGGGGUCCCUGGGUCAGAUGGGUCAUGUGACCCAGGAACUCGGCUGCCCAAUGGUGAUAGGCCGUUCCAGUGUAACCAGUGUGGUGUGUCGUUCACUCAGAAGGGCAAUCUGUUGAGACACAUCAAACUGCACACGGGGGAGAAGCCCUUCAAAUGCCCCUUCUGCAGCUACGCCUGCCGCCGUCGUGACGCACUCACAGGCCACCUACGCACACACUCAGUGGGUAAACCACACAAGUGUGACUACUGUGGGCGGAGCUACAAACAGAGGACAUCAUUGGAGGAGCAUAAAGAGCGCUGCCAUAACUACCUUGAGAGUGCUGGCAUGGAUCCCACCUCCGUCACUGGGCCUUAUCCAGGUGAGGUCCCUAAAGAGCAGAGGCCCCUGGCUGAGGCCGCUGCCAUGGCAACAUUAGACCGGCCACCUGUCAUUGAGAAACUGCAGAGUAAUGUAGGGAAGAGGAAGAGUACCACUCCACAGAAGUUUGUGGGUGAGAAGAUGAUGCGUUACAGUUACCCGGAGCUGAGCUUUGAGAUGGGUCUGAAGUAUGAGAAGGAGGCAGAGCUGAUGCAGGCUCACAUGAUGGACCAGGCUAUCAACAACGCCAUCUCUUACCUGGGCUCUGACUCCCUGAGACCCCUGGUCCACCAUCCCCACCCCCAUGGUCCCCACGGUCCACAGCCUUCUCUUUCUAUGGCCGAGGUGGUACCCAUGGUCAACCCCCUCUUCCACCACGUCUACCCUCUGGGGUCAGGGCUGCGUAUGGACCGACCAGGUGGCCGCGACGGCCCACCUCAUCCUUCACCUCUGCCCCCUCCUCCCCCUGACUUCCAUCCUUCCUCCAACGGGCCCAUCGCCCUCUCCAGACCCAAGCAGCACCACCCACAGGGUACCAGAGAGGAAAAAGAGUCUCCUAGCAACAGUGGGCUGGACUCGGCCGACUCUGCCCGGAGCAGCCCACAGGAUAGGCUGGGUUACCACUGGAACAACCCCCACCACCGUCCCAGAUCCAGCCCAGCAUAUGGCGGCAGAGAGGAGGGGCGAGGCGUGGCUGAGGUGGCCCAGGGAGUGGCAGCUGAGAGGCCUAUAAGUCGGGAAGGGGUGCGUGUGUUUGGGCGAGAGGGGCGGAAGAUGAGGGUGUUCCAGUGUGAACACUGCCGCAUUCUCUUCCUGGACCACGUCAUGUACACCAUCCACAUGGGUUGUCAUGGUUACAGGGACCCGCUGGAGUGCAACAUCUGUGGCCACCGCAGCAAGGACCGCUAUGAAUUCUCAUCUCACAUCAUCCGUGGGGAACACACCUUCAACUAGAGGGGUGGACUGGACAGUAGCCACCACUGGUCCCCGCCCCAUCCCACCUCAGGACAGUGAUGUUGAACUAACUGUGUGUGGUCAAUGCAACCAACUAGGAGAGAGAGAACUAACCAACAUUUGCUGCAGCAUAAUGAUACUAGCUAUAUAUCAUUCCGAACAAAUAUAUGAAGGUCUGGGCCAAAUACACAUUUGAAUUGUGCAAGGUGUUUUGAAGAAUUUGAGGUUGAGAUAUGUAUCUCAAGUGAGGGAUUUUUUGGGGGAGUGAAGAAGAUCACAAAGAAGUAGUACACCUAGACAGUUUUGUCAUGGUGUGUCUCAGAUUGUCACAGAGCAGCUAAUACUGUGAGUAGUUCUAUUAUAGUUUAUCCCUGUUCCUUUCUUUCUGAAUAAUGUACUGUUGGACUUGUUCGUUGCCACAUAGACUGCCAUGUAAGGUCUCAACUUAUCAAGGGGGCUUUCCCUGACCCCACCAACUGAACCAUACUUUAGAAUAUAAUAUUCUUUCUUGCAACAGACUGUAUAUCUUCUCUGUCUUUCUAACUGCUAACUGCACAGGCGUGUUGUCACACUAGCCACAUUAAAGAAUUACAUUUUCUGCAGAGGGAAAGAGAGUAGUGAGAGAGAAAGAGAGAGGGCGAGAAAGAAAAGGAGAGAGACAAAAAAAAUGAGAAAUAUGGAAGAAAGUGAGGGAGAGGGAGAAAGAGAUGAGAGAGAGACACAGAGAGAGAGCUAGACAGAGUGUGUGUGAGAGAGAGAGACAGAGAGAGAGAGAGAGAGCGAGACAGAGAGUGUGUGUGAGAGAGAGAGAGAGAGAGAGAGAGAGAGAGUGUGUGUGUGAGAGAGAGAGAGAGAGAGAGAUAGCGAGAAACAGAGAUGGAGACGGAGAAACUUACUCAUGAUUUACCUUUUCAGACAUUGUCUACAGAUUUGUUAUUGUUUCGUUCAUUACCCUAGCUAAAUAUCUGCUUUCUGUGGAACAGUUCCUGUAACCUUCUCAGUUUCACAGAACUUCACAGAGGAAAGGAAAAGCACUGCACUGCAACCCGCCUCCUCCCUGAACCUGUUCUUUAUCUAGCAGACUGAUGCCUUGACGGAUGGGGAGGACGGGAAGGGAUUCCCUGUUUUGAAGCCAGGCCCUGUUAUGAUGGUUCAAUAGUAACUUCAAAUCUCCAGCUCGCAAGUUGCCUUUAACCCACUCAUGUGUCUUAUAGUAGACAGGCUGCUUUCUGCAAGCGCCAUGUCAGUGCUUGCGCUCUACUCCUGGGUUGGGAUCAAUGCCAUUUCAAUUCAGUCAAUAAAAACAAAUCUAUGAGGAAAAUUGGAAUUUGGAUUUUCAGUUUAUUUCUUACAUUGAUAGAAUUGGAAUGGCAUUGAUACCAACCCUGCUGUAUAUUGCAUGUGAAUGUGAUGUGGAAAAGAUUGUGCCCAGUACAAUUAAGCUGAUGCACUGGUACUGUUUAGUAGAUAGAUAGCAGUGUGGUUUAGUUUUUUUAGAAGUAUAAUGCCAGUGAAGGGUGAUGGUAUGUAUGUGGAUCAAAUAAAAGAAUCUAUGUGCACUUGGACAAAUGCUUAAGACAAUGUACAUGUUGCUCUGUUGAUAACAAAUAUUUUGCUGGCAAAAUAUGUAAUGUCGCUGUUGUUCUCUUUAUUAUGCAGUAUAUACCAUGUUUUGAAUUGCCACAGUCUUUUGUCCUGAUGGUCUUUGGCCAUAGGAAUGGCCCUAUGUGUAUAUGGCCAGGCUCAGUUCACUGUUCACUUCAAACUUCUUCACUCCUUCUGUAUGUUAUGUGGUACGGUAUGUAACCUCCCCAAUCAAAGUGGCAGCUUAUUUCUCUUUAUAUUUCAAAACCCAUACUGUACAGCUUAUUGUUACUGUAAAGUAUUGGCAAUGGUAUUUGUUUACAUCUUUUAGCUAUUGUAGUAGCUAUUACAUGCAUUCUGCAUUCCCUCAGUGCAUUAUUCUUUUUAAAUGAAAGCCCCUGUUUUGUAUUUACUCACACCUUUAUCUUUGACCAUUCAUAUUUCUAUAGAUGUUCUGAUGCAGUAUAGUUGUCUUCAAUCUUCUGUAUGUCCGCCUAUUGUUUUACUAAACAAAUCCAGAAUCAUUACUAUUCUUUAUGAAGCAAGCAUGGAUGCUAACAAAUAGUUUUAGAAUAUUUGAAAAACAUAUGUCAGCCCACCUGUAGCAAAGUGCACACUAUUGCUUUACUAUCUGUUAUGAAAUAAUUGCCGUAGCGGCAUUAUAUGUUUUACUUGUCAUUGUAGAUCAUCUUACUGUAUUCUGAUUUGUCCCAUGUGUACAUCAAUUGAGGGAGACAAUGUGAGCACCAAGAUUAGAUUUUUUAAUAAUUUACUACGUAACAAAAAGUCAGACUACCGCACCGGGAAGAAAAAUAAUGGAUUAUUGUCUGUGAAAGUGAGAUCGAUAUUGUACAGUUACAUUUUAUUUUUCAGAUUGUUUUACUACAGAUGUAGGAUCUUAAAUUGUUCACCCUGUUGCAAGAGAACUUUCCUGAAAUGCAUUUGAGGUUUAAAAAGGCUUCUGAAGUUAGUCAUUUCCACUUCGAAAUUUCAGACUUGUUUUUCCCUUUUCCAUUUAAUUAUGCUCCACAUAAUAAUUCACAUUUCCUGUUGCUGCAGGAUUAUUUUCCUGCUUUAGCAAACUGGCUCAAAUUAAGAUCCUACAUCUAUAUGUGUGUAUGUAAAGGCCUUAGCUCAUAAAGUGCUUUCCCACUGUGCACAGGCGUCAAUUCAACAUCUAUUCCACGUUGAUUGAUUGAAAUGACGUGGAAACGACGUUGAUUCAUCCAGUGUGUGCCCAGUGGGUUGUUGUUGGAGCUGUAUGAUCCGUCUUACCUCUGUAAGUACUGUACAACCUUGUUAAAGACUGAUAAAUAUCACGUUGAAGCAUUGUGUGUAAAUAUAUCUGGAGGCUACAACCUAUAUAUGAAUUUAUAUGAGCUUAGAUGAACACAAAGAAGAAGUGAUCUUAUUGACAGACUCCACACUCUUGGAAGAAGAGCAUACUUGAAGCGGAAUUAGUGACACUCUCGAUUGUGGUGCAUUUUAUAUGUACUAAAAACUGCACUGGAUUUCAAUGUAAAAUUGGAAUUGUUUUGUAAAAAUUAUGUUUUUUAUUAUUAUUAUAUAACAAGUGCUAAUGAACAAUACUGGUAAAAGAGAGGGUUGCUGUGUACUUUUGUAUACAUGGUAUGAAUGGUGAAUAUUCUGGCAUUAUAUUAAAAUGGGUUCGUAAUGUGCACAGAUACGCACUGAUGUUGAAAUUAUUAUCAUGUGGGGGUCUCAGGUAUUUGUAUUCUAUGUACUUCUAUACACUGUUGUAUUUCUUCCAGUACAUCUUGGAAUACAUCAUUUCUUUAUCAACAAAAUCUCAAAAUCAUAAUUUGGGGUAUUAAAAUAAAAAAUGUAAUUGUAUCACAAUCA